Staurois parvus is the source of this 419-nucleotide messenger RNA. The record is from the annotation of a GenBank genome assembly. Lineage: Eukaryota; Metazoa; Chordata; Amphibia; Anura; Ranidae.
UCUGGGACUGUCCUUCCAUACAGCGGUUGAAACAUUGUAUGUAUUUGUUUCCAUAAAUGGAUCCAUUUAUGGAAACAAAUACAUACAAUGUUUCAACCGCUGCAUGAAGGACAGUCCCAGAACUGUCAUUAAUAGUCUAAUUCUGACAGUUCCAUGACAUUCCCUCCAUACAGCGGUUAAAACAGCUGUAUGGAGUGAAUGUCCCAGAUCUAUCAGAAAUAGACUAUUUAUGACAGUUCUGGGACAUUCACAUGCAUACAGCUGUUUUUAACCGCUGUUGUCCUUUCUUCUCAUCCUUCUCCUUCUUCUCAUCCCUUCUUCUCAUCCUUCUUCUCAUCCUUCUCCUUCUUCUCAUCCUUCUCCUUUCUCUCAUCCUUCUCCUUCUGCUCAUCCUUCUUCUCAUCCUUCUCCUUCUUCUC